Molecule: messenger RNA, 1029 nt
Organism: Solenopsis invicta (red fire ant)
Lineage: Eukaryota; Metazoa; Arthropoda; Insecta; Hymenoptera; Formicidae
Product: mucin-2-like
Exons: 2
Coding region: 1-1029 (342 amino acids)
Source: RefSeq, a predicted model, not a curated record
AUGGAAUCCGACCUGGACGCAAUCCUCACCACACCGGCCAACGACGCCGAGUUCGAAAUCAUCUGGCAGAGGAUGAUGCACACCACGCCAGCCCCACCGAACCUGUUCCCGUCGCCGCCACACCGACGACCAAGUCCGACAACCACGGGGACCUCGGAAAACUCCGUGCGCAGCAUCCCGCCAAGGCCUCUCCGCACGCAACGCCGCUCCGACGGUCGGCGAAGCUUGCCCGUCCUUCAGGGGGCAUCACCAACCGCCCCAAGGCGUACAAGAUCGGUCACUGCCAUCCGCGCCCCGCCGCCAGACCUGGUACAAAGGGCCAAACCUGCUAAGCGCACUCCCGCACCCUCGACGAGCCGAGCAACUAGGCACCCAGUGGUUGGCGUACGGAUACAACGCUCGACGGCGACCAACGCACGGAAACUGGCUGCGCUACUGGCCGAACCACCACCGAUGCCACGACGGGCCAAACAACUGGAUAAGGAGACACGGCAGGAGCGAACGCGUCGCCAGCUAACGGCGCUGUUCGGGGACCCGUUGUCGGACCUAGAGGACGACAACGGGGCUGCCACCGUCACCACACCUCUAAACUGCGCAGAGGGAGCCGACCAGCCUCACCAGAACGCAAUCUCCACGCCGCCGGAAGAGAUCUUCGCAACACCGGGGCCAGCCAUCGCGGGAACCACCACCCAGCAGACCGCCGCCAGCGAACCCACCGCUCCGACACCGGUCUCGCCAGCAGACGCCAAGGCCUCUAAAGCACCGGAGACCGCAGCCACCACCAAGAGCGGUGCACGCCCGGACCGACCGCCAAUACCGGUGCGAGUCACCGACGACCUAACAGUGCACGUGCCAUACUACGCGGCCACGAUUUCGCGAUGUAAAUGUAAUCCCGGCUCUCGCUUAACGUUUUCAUUGAGCAAGCGCGUCGUCGUCCAUGCACCGUCACCCAAGCUAGCGAUUCCGACAGCUCAACGGCGAUUGGCCGCCGCGACUACCGCAAGCCAAUCGCGUCCCCGCUUAGGCUAG